AUGAAGAAUUUUUUGAUCUUUUCUGUUUUUGCUGGAAUCAGCCAGGCGAUGUUUCCAAGAAGUCCGACGAGGGGAGAUGCUGGAAACUUUAAUCCAUGGAACUACGUUUAUGAAGAUGGCAUGUCAGACUCUUUGAUGAACGACUACGGCGAUUCCGAUCCAAUGCGAUCUUCUUCAAAAUUCAAGCCCUACAUGAACUUCCUCGAAACAUGA
Molecule: messenger RNA, 213 nt
Organism: Oikopleura dioica
Lineage: Eukaryota; Metazoa; Chordata; Appendicularia; Copelata; Oikopleuridae
Source: the annotation of a GenBank genome assembly